Molecule: messenger RNA, 1215 nt
Organism: Cryptosporidium ubiquitum
Lineage: Eukaryota; Apicomplexa; Conoidasida; Eucoccidiorida; Cryptosporidiidae
Product: CTP-ethanolamine cytidylyltransferase
Exons: 1
Coding region: 1-1215 (404 amino acids)
Biological process (GO): phosphatidylethanolamine biosynthetic process
Cellular component (GO): cytoplasm
Molecular function (GO): ethanolamine-phosphate cytidylyltransferase activity
Source: RefSeq, a predicted model, not a curated record
AUGGAUACUAAAGACUCAAAUAACUCGAGAAUAUUUAUUGACGGUGUAUUUGACUUGAUGCAUGCUGGUCAUUUUAAUGCACUAAGGAAAGCAAAACAAUUUGGAAAUGAAUUAGUUGUUGGCAUUAAUUCUGAUCUUGACUGCUUUAAUUUAAAGGGUUGUUACCCUAUUUAUAAUCAGGAUGAACGUGGAGAGCUUAUGAAAGGCUGCAAGUGGGCUGACGAGAUUGUGAUCGGAACCCCGUACAAAGUUGAAGGAAGUUUACUAGAUCAAUUAAACUGUGAGUUUGUUGCACAUGGCGAUGACCUUGUACUAUGUUCAGAUGGAACCGAUCCAUAUAAUGAACCAAGAAUAUUAGGAAGGUUAAAAAUAUUUCAAAGAACCGAAGGUGUUAGCACAACUUCAGUAAUUACCCGCAUUUUCCGUGCUCUAGGUUUAAAAUUUGAAGAUAUUUCACCCUUGAAUAGUUCUGAUCAUUCAAAUAUGUUUGGUAAAAAGGAAGUAUGUAGUGUAUCAAAAAUUGACAGAUUUUUCGAUGGCGAUUAUUCUCCUUGCCAAAGUUUGAUUUCUGCAAGUAGAGUAUUAAGUUUUGCUGGUGGAAUAGCAUGUGCAAAACAAAUAUAUAGCUCAAAUCCCAACAUUACGUAUGUUGAUGGAAGCUUUGAUAUCUUUCAUAUUGGUCAUUUGCGAUUUCUUGAACGAGUUAAGAAAAUUUUUGGUGGGCUCCUAAUUAUCGGUAUUUAUGAUGAUAUAACAACUCAAUUGAUUUAUGGAAACGGGUUCCCAAUACUUAAAAUGAUGGAGAGAGCGCUUACACUAUUAUCUAUGCGUGUUGUGGAUGAUGUAAUAUUUGGUGUUCCAAUAAAGAUCACGAACAAACUUAUAGAAACUUACAAAAUUAAUAACGUUGUUUCAUGCAAGAUGAUAGAAAAUUAUGUCAGCUUCGAACAUGUAAAAAAAAAUAAUUUUAUAGAUUCAGAAAAUUCAUCUGAAUACAUGUUAAAACUCGAAGAAUUUUGCUAUGAAAUUCCAAAGAGGAUGGGGAUAUUUUGCAAUACCUCAAUUCUUGAAAAGGAUGAAAUUUGUACUAACAACGAUAUAUUUUCGCGUAUAAUAGACAAAAAGGAUUCCAUUUUAUAUAUUAUUAAAAAAAGAUGGGCAGGAGAAAUAAAUUUUUAUAAAGAUGACGUAAAUAGUAAAUUAUUAACUAGUUAG